Molecule: messenger RNA, 453 nt
Organism: Dujonia railenensis
Lineage: Eukaryota; Fungi; Ascomycota; Pichiomycetes; Serinales; Debaryomycetaceae
Source: the annotation of a GenBank genome assembly
AUGCCUAUACUUUGGCUCUUCGUGGGUUACCCGGACACACCCACACCACGGCUGCUGAGCGACGGAGUGAGCAGUAUCAAGAAAAAUACGCUGAAAAUUUUUAUACUACUGUUACUCUUCUUCUUCACUAGAGCAGCACCAGCUGUAACAACAACAUUCAAUAAACGACCUUCUACCCGCACUGCUCUGCAUAUUGUAAGAAACUGGGGCGAUAAUCAAUUGUGUUCGAAUCGGUUCAAAUCGAUUCAAAUCGUUUCAAAUCAACUAUCACCUAUCACCUCUCUCUAUAUAUAUACACUACACUACCCACUGCGUAUGCCUUCCGUCUGCCCUGAGAUAUUCGUUUAUCUUCAGUUUAAAGUGGCAAAGGGGAUAACUUUUCGCGGUGGAAUAUCAACUUCCACGAUCCUCUCCACCCUGUUUGUCCAUUUGAAGUAUAAUUUAGAUGGUUAA